Messenger RNA from Spirodela intermedia, 3149 nucleotides. Lineage: Eukaryota; Viridiplantae; Streptophyta; Magnoliopsida; Alismatales; Araceae. The record is from the annotation of a GenBank genome assembly.
AUGAAAGAGAAUUUGGCAGGCUCUCAAGCCAUCAAGAAGCACUGUCGUUAUGAAGAUGAUGACCAAGCAUCUUUUGAUUUGCACUCUAAUGACGAUAAUGAAGAGGCUGAUGAGUCUGGAGACUACAAGCAGGCAGAAAAGCAAGGAAAUGUCGAUAAAAGUUUGGUUGUCAACUCAGCCCCUCUUCGAUCGCUAGGGUAUGUCGAUCCUGGUUGGGAGCACGGCAUUGCUCAGGACACGAGGAAGAAGAAGGUGAAGUGCAACUACUGUGAGAAAAUUGUCAGUGGUGGUAUCAACAGAUUUAAGCAGCAUCUGGCCCGGAUCCCAGGUGAGGUUGCGUCCUGCAAAAUGGCUCCUGAUGAAGUGUACCUUAGGAUGAAAGAAAAUAUGAAGUGGCAUCGGACUGGAAGAAGACGGCAGUCUGAAUCUGAUAUGGUAUCCUUUUAUGAUAACUCUGACAAUGAUGAGACAGGAGAUGGCGAUCUUGCAAAUGGUGGGAAUAAAAUAAGUCAUCUAUUUGGUGAUCAGCUUUUGGUCCCUCACAAAGGACGUAGAAAGAGAUCCAGGGGUAGGUCAAAUGGCAGUGGCACCAGCGGCUCAGACCCACAGGUGAAGCAGAUGAAGACAGAACCUUCUCUUCUAAAGACACAGAAGAGCACAGCACUUCCCCACAAGCAAGCAAUAAAGGCCGAAAAUGAGAAGAAGAUCCACAGAGAAGCAAUUUCUGCAAUCUCCAAGUUUUUCUAUCACGCAGCCGUGCCUUUGAAUGCUGCCAACUCCCCAUAUUUUCAUCGGAUGUUGGAUUUGGUCAGCCAGUAUGGCCAGGGAUGGAAAAGCCCAUCCAGCCGAUUACUGUCUGGCCGACUUCUUCAGGAGGAAGUUGUGGGCAUCAGGCAGCAUCAGUUGGAAAUCAAAACCUCUUGGAUGGUCACCGGCUGUACCAUCAUGGCGGAUCGCUGCCAAGACAUGCAGAAUAGAACGUUCAUAAAUUUUCUUGUUUCCUGUCCUCGGGGCACAUCCUUUAUUUCUUCGGUUGCUGCAUCGGAGAUCAUAGAGGAUGCUCCAAGCAUCUUCAACUUGUUGGACAAGAUUGUAGAGGAAGUGGGGGAGGAGAAUGUUGUGCAGGUACUCAGCUCUCCUGCCCAAAUAUCUUUUCUGUAGACACAAAGAAUAUAUAUAUAUAUAUAUAUAUAUAUAUAUAUAUACACACACACACACAAUAAUAGAGAUAUCUCUUCACUGCUUGCAUUGUCUGCUAGGUGGUCACAGAGAGCUCUCCAAUCUUCAGAGCUGCUGGGAGGAUGCUGGAGGAGAAGAGGAAGAAUCUAUUCUGGAUGCCUUGUGCUGCUUACUCUGUCGAUCGGGUGCUCGAAGACUUCAUCAAGAUAAAAUUAGUGGAGGAGUCCAUGGCAAAGGCCCAGAAGAUCACUCGGCUCAUCUAUAACCAUUCGUGGCUGCUGAAUCUCAUGAAGAAAGAGUUCAUGGCAGGAAGAGAGCUAGUUCAGACCGCCGCUACCAAAUCUUCAGCCAGCUUUCUCACCCUGCAAUGCCUGCUGGAAUGCAGAAACGCUCUCAAAAGAAUGUUCCAGUCGAGCAAAUGGGUCUCCUCCAGAUUUGCCGAUAUGGAGGAAGGCAAGGAGGUUCAGAAGAUCGUCCUAAACUCCGCAUUCUGGAAAAAAAUUCAGUACAUUAGAAAAUCGGUGGACCCUGUUCUGCAGGUGCUUCUGAAGGUUGAAGGUGACAGGGACCUCAGCUUGCCGUUCAUUUACAACGACAUGUACAAGGCCAAGCUUGCCAUUAAAGAAAUCCAUGGCGAGGACGAAAUAAAAUAUGAGCCGUUCUGGAUGGCGAUAGACAAUCAUUUGAACUCUCUCUUCCACCAUCCCCUUUGUGCGGCGGCCUACUUCCUCAAUCCAUCAUUCCGUUACCGUGCCGAUUUCUUAGGGGUAUGGGGUGUUUAAUUGUGAUUUAUAUAGACCGAAGCUUGACGAUUAUCAUACCAUGGUUCUUGUAAUCUUUGUUCAAUUCUGCUCAAUCUUUGCAGCUUCCCGAGGUCAUCCGCGGCGUCAACGAAUGCAUCGUCCGUAUGGAACCGGACAGCGGGAGGAGGAUUUCGGCCUCGAUGCAGGUCCAGGAAUAGGAACUUAUCUGUGUAUGAUUUCCUUCUUUGCAUGGGGUAUUGCCUUCUUUGUGAUCUUGAUUACCUGUUGUAGAUUGCCGAUUUUGUUUCUGCCAAGGAUGAUUUUGGAACUGAGCUGGCCAUCAGUACAAGAACAGAGCUAGAUCCUGGUAACAACUACUUUAUAACAUCUUUAAGAAUCUUACACAAAAUGACGUCUCCUGAUGAUAUUUUUAUUUUGAAAAUUCUAUAAUUUUGACAAGUUUUAGUCGAAAUGAUAAAAGUGAUCAUUUUUACCCUAGAAAUCGUUUUUCUGAUAAUAUUCUUGUGGUAAUUUUAUUUUUUCAAAAAUCUGAGUCUAUAUAUAUACUGUCUGAUAACUUUUUACCUCAUGAAAGGAUGUUAGAUCCUGCGAUGAUCUUUAUUUAUUUCUGAUUGUGGCAAACUAUCUAAGAUUUCCCACGAUCUUAUUCGAUAAUAUGCCUGCUUGCGGUGAUGAAUUGAUUGUUGGAUUGUUGAUAGUAUCGAGAUCUUCGCUGCAGCUGUAUGGUGGCAGCAGCACGGGAUAAAUUGCCUGGAACUCCAGAGAAUCGCCAUCCGCAUACUGAGCCAAACCUGCUCAUCCUCCGGCCGGGACCUCCACGGCCCGAACCUGCCACCGGGCCAACCGGCCGACGUUAGCCACCGCAACCGGCUCGCCCAGAAGAGGGGCAGCGACCUCCUCUUCGUCCACUACAAUCUCCGCCUCAGGGAGCGCCAGCUGGCGAGGGGGCGGCCUGACGAGCCACCUGGCGGUGGCGGCGGCGGCGGCGCCAACGCUGUCUUCCUGGAGGAUCUGCUGGACGGCUGGAUCUGUGACGCCGAGAGGCCAGCGAUCCAAGAGGACGAGGUAAUCCAAUGGGGCUUCCUUUGGCACGUGGGUGCUCGUGGGAAAGCCACAUGGCAAGCAGAAAAAAAAACCCCACUGGCCCGCCCGCCCUUCUAUCUUAGAGGAGAGGAGAGGUACGUGGUAUGCUCUUUCGGAUGGUGA